AUGGCAAUCUCAGAGAAGACGUUGCUGAAGAGAGGGCAUAAACGCAAAAUGGCUUGCUGGCAUAAUACCAAAAGCCUUCCAUGGAAAGACGAAUAUGGCGUGGUGAAUAUGCCGGAGAAGAAGUCCAUGUUCAAAUCGGCAAAAGUUAUUGCUAAUCGAAUUUAUAGCUUGGUGCAUAAGGACAAGACCUGGUAUCAAAAGUUCGCGAAAUCGAGUGCGAGAUGGGCCGAGUCUUCCGUGGGACUAAAGGAAAGAUCGAUGAUGCGUAUGAUUCUCUACCAUCUUCGCAAAUUGUUCAAAUUGAAAGGAGCGCGAAAAGAAGGCGUCGUCGGGGUAAAUCAGCAAUGA
This is a messenger RNA of Peronospora belbahrii, 348 nucleotides long. NCBI's taxonomy places the organism in Eukaryota, Oomycota, Peronosporomycetes, Peronosporales, Peronosporaceae. The record is from the annotation of a GenBank genome assembly.